Messenger RNA from Glossina fuscipes, 1076 nucleotides. RefSeq names its product tetraspanin-2A (gene Tsp2A). The transcript has a single exon. Gene Ontology annotation, cellular component: membrane. The record is from RefSeq and is a predicted model, not a curated record. Lineage: Eukaryota; Metazoa; Arthropoda; Insecta; Diptera; Glossinidae. Bases 208 to 927 code for a protein of 239 amino acids.
UUUUUUGCUUUGUAUAGAAAUAAUCGCUGAUUAUAUACACACCUGCUAGUAAAUCUUAACACAUUUUUUUUUUUUUUUUAAAUAAGAAAACUAGAGGCUUGUAACGUGCAACUGAAACUUUAAAAAUAUUUGACUCGAUUAAAAUUGAGUCAUAGUUAAUAAUACAAAUUACUCAGACUGUCAAUAUUUCGUAGUGCGGACGUAGUGAUGGCUGCUGGAAAUUCUCUCGAGAAACAAAUUGGUUGUGUAAAGUACACAUUGUUUUGCUUCAAUGUGGUGGCCUGGAUGAUCGCCACCUCCCUGUUUGCUUUGACAGUAUGGCUAAGAGCAGAGCCAGGCUUCAACGAAUGGCUACGUAUCCUGGAAGCUGAAUCCUUUUAUAUUGGUGUCUACAUUCUAAUCGCCAUUAGUAUCAUCAUGAUGGCGGUAGCUUUUUUAGGCUGUUUAAGCGCACUUAUGGAAAAUACUUUGGCCUUGCUGGUGUACAUUUGCGCACAAAUUUUCAGUUUUAUAAUUGCGUUGUCUGGUUCAGGUGUUUUACUUAACUAUAGCACCAUGCAUUCCAGUUUACAGCCUUUGCUAUUAAGCAGUUUAAAUCGCUUUGUUAGCACAUCCGAAACGAGAUAUUCAUCAUACGUUUUAAAUAUGAUACAAGAAAAUAUUGGAUGCUGUGGCGCGACCGGUCCCUGGGAUUAUUUAGAUCUACAUCAACCUCUACCAAGUUCAUGCCGUGACGCGGUCAGCGGCAACGCCUUUUUCAAUGGCUGCGUCGAUGAACUCACUUGGUUUUUUGAGGAUAAGUCGUCAUGGAUUGUAGCACUAGCUCUUACAUUGGCCAUGUUAAACAUUGUUUGCAGUGUUAUGAGUUUCAUUCUUAUACAGGCUGUCAAAAAGGAGGAGGAAGAAGCCCGUGCAUAUCGACAUUAAAAUCAAUCAGCUCUGCUAAAAUUUAUUAUUGCAUAGGCUUGACGAUUUUUUAUAACUAGAUCUUAAGAUGAUUCAUUGUCUUACAAAUAAUUAGCAAAUAAGUUUAAAAUGAAUAAACUAAGUUGACAAGGAACGUGAAUCGUUAUAAC